This is a messenger RNA of Radiomyces spectabilis, 3819 nucleotides long. RefSeq lists its product as uncharacterized. The transcript has 21 exons. NCBI's taxonomy places the organism in Eukaryota, Fungi, Mucoromycota, Mucoromycetes, Mucorales, Radiomycetaceae. The record is from RefSeq and is a predicted model, not a curated record. Bases 1 to 3819 code for a protein of 1272 amino acids.
AUGAGCAAGCUGUUACCAUGUCACCGCCAUUUAGCUGAACUGCAGCAAAUACUUUUCCUCACGACUCUCGGCUUCGAUGUGGCUGACUUUCCACUCUCGGAACCGUUCAACUUUGCGCGGUUGCGAUCGUUUGUUCAGACCAUGCCGAUCAGAUCAAUUAUACCCGAAAUGUUACCUGUCCUGAUCGCCUUGUGGCAAGACGAACAGCCUGACCAUUCUCACUCAACUCAGUCCGCUCCCUCCUCAAGACGACCAAGUACAAACGAAUUAGAAGCUCCUGGCUCCGGCUCGGCCAAGGAUGGACACGGUAUGGAAGUAUGUCGCGUAAAUGAGCAAUUUAUUCGAUUGUUUGGGGAACUGUACGUGGAGAAUCCAAUGCUGAAAGAGGCGUGCUGCCGCCAUGACAUUAUUGACACCAUGAUGGAAAUACUUUAUCCGGCCGUGUGCGAUACCGCCCCAUUAACGGCUGAAGAAGAAUUGUCGCUCAAGCCGGAUCCUCCCUUUGGAGAUGCGGAUUUGUCUAUGACCGAUGCUGCUCUCAUACAAGAUGUAGACGAAUUGAUAGCGCCCGAUAACGCGGUCAGCAGUAUCCUCAAGCGUGGAGCAACCACCUCUCUUAUGACAAAAACAUCACCCCAUAUUAGCAAAAGUUCCAGAGUCAUGCAGUCCAGGCUCCGGUCGGCUUCUUGGAGUAGUAACCAUCCAGGAAUGAGCAUGUUUUCCCUAAAAGACCCUGCCAUGGAGGCCAUACUCCAUUUCUUGGUGGACAUAAGCGUACAAUCUGUUAUUGAUUCCAGCAAUAAGUGUAUGACCGUCCUGGGACUAGUGCUAUCGUCGUUUCCGCCCAGCACACAGGAGGAUCAAAUUCGAUUUGAAAGCUUCCUUUUGACCCAUAUCUCUCAGCAAUUGAAAAGCACGCUGCAGUUGGAAGCCGAGCUUUUAACGGAUCACAAAAUCUUGACGAAUGUAGCAAAGUUUGGGCAAAUGGCUGCAGAUGCAGUAUUCCAAGGUCGCUUUCUCAACGGUGCUGAACAAACGUACGAUUUGCUCGCGAUGAUUCUCGAAGCAUUGCACAGUCCCAGCUUGCUCAAACGAUACGGUACCAAUGAUACCAACGUUCACCUUUUGUACCAUUCGUUCAAUCGCAUGGUUCUCUUGAAGUUAUCCGAUCUGGAAUCCUCCGACAUGGCGACUCAACGCAUCGACGCCUUUUUGAACUAUUGUAUUCAUCAUCAAAAGAUCAUCCUGAGCAGCAAAAAUACCGACACGGAGUUUUUACGUUGCUUCUGCUAUCACAUCUACCAGUUCCUGUUAUGUAACGAUGACAAAGUGAAGAUCGGCGCGGUGAAUAUAUGGAAACUGUUUCUCCUGCAAAAACCAAAUGCCAUCUCGGCUUUGUUUAAAACGCGCGUUCGAGGUCUCGAAAAUGACGAGCUUGCCGAUGGAUUCAAGCAAAUGCUCGAAACCGAUCUGGAUUCCUUCAUGGUUUGGUUGUAUUCCCGUAAAGUGGAGCUGAAUAUCUUGUUCAAGGAGCAUGUUUACAAGACAUGGGACCAUAUGAUUACGCAGGAAAAUAAGCACAGCCGAGAAUCGUAUAAAAACUACCAGACAAAGCGCAUGAAUAAGCUACGAAAGCUGCAGAAGCGACAGACUUUUACAAAAGAUGUCAUGGACGACUACCACGUCAAGACACAGGCCUGGUCUGACAGUAUCCAGCAAGUUGAAAUAAGUCGCUUCACCAAAGCGUUGCAGGACAACGAUGGACACGAAAACUUUAUUCGCAGUGAAUGGAGCCGCCUCGUGACGGACCUCACAAGAGAGCGUGCUCUCUGGGGUUAUAAUUUGCAACCGGAUGCUAGGUGGCAACUCGAUUACACAGAAGGCCGUCAUCGAAUGCGCAAGAAGCUACAGCGUAUCAUUAACGCUCCUACCUCGGCACCUUAUCUUCCCAAACAAACUGUUGCGUCAAAACCUCUGGAUGUAUUUGUAGACACUGUGAUGAAAAACAAGACAGCAGCUGAAGUUGACAAGGAAUUAACAAGCAGCCCGCGACCCAGAGGUCGCUCCGGGACCAUUUCGAAUCAUGGAGACGAUUCAGCAACCGAACCUUCUAGAGACAACGGCGAAAAAGCAGAAGAAGAGGACAUUGAUGAAUUUUCUUACGAAGAAGACAAAAAUCGCAAAGUGCUGCGCUUACUGGAUCAAGGAGACAUGGUGUUGGAAGUAUACAAUAUCAGUCAAAUUGCUGGAUUGGAUGCACGCGAGGGUCUACUGCUUCUUUGCAAGAACAAUAUCUACCUCAUUGAUAACUUUUUCCAGCGUUCCGACGGCGAAGUGGUCGAAAUCUGGGAUGUGCCAAAGGAAGAGCGAGAUCAAUAUUUGUUGCUUUUGGCGGCAGCAGCAGGCAUCGAAACUGAGCCUUGUGUGAACUCGUCAGGAGACUUGCAUGCAUGUCGUAAAUGGCCUCAAAAUGAUCUCAAAGAAGUCUAUAAACGGCGCUUCUUAUUCAGGGAUGUUGCGUUGGAAUUAUUUUUUGGCGAUGGACAAAUUGCACUGAUUACCGUGGAACGCCACGAACGUGAUGAGUUGUAUGCGAAACUGGCGAGUCGUGUGAGCACGCACGAGGAUCCGACGGUGUCCAUUAUUGGCGGCGCAGAUACAGAUAACUUGUCCAGCAGCACCUUCAAAUUCACGAGCAUCUUUGGAAGCUCCACCCUGCAUGAUCUUACCCAAAAGUGGGAACGCCGUGAAAUCACCAAUUUUCAAUAUUUGAUGUAUCUAAAUGCGAUUGCUGGACGAUCGUACAAUGAUUUAACACAAUAUCCUGUCUUUCCUUGGAUCCUCGCAGAUUAUGAGAGUGAAGAACUUGACCUUGGCAAGCCCGAGACAUUUAGAGAUCUAACCAAACCUAUGGGUGCUCAAACAGCUGAAAGAAGAGAGGAAUUUGCGGACAGAUAUCGCCAAUGGGGUGAAACCAAUGAUCCUGCACCGGCUUUCCAUUACGGCACCCAUUAUUCCUCUGCGAUGAUUGUUUGUUCUUUCCUGAUCCGCCUUGAACCAUUCACACAGCACUAUCUCAAGCUGCAGGGUGGUACCUUUGACCAUGCCGAUCGUUUAUUUGAUUCUAUUGGAAAAGCAUGGGAAUCAGCUUCUGAGAAAAACAUGGGCGACGUCCGAGAACUUAUUCCAGAGUUCUUUUACCUUCCCGAGUUUCUCGAUAAUGUGAACAAAUUCAACUUUGGUGUGAAACAAGGAACAGGUGAAGCGAUCGACUCUGUUGUGUUACCUAAAUGGGCGCAUGGUGACUCAAAGAUAUUCAUUGAAAAACACCGAGAGGCAUUGGAGAGCGAAUAUGUCAGUACUCAUUUGCAUCAUUGGAUCGAUCUGAUUUUCGGCUACAAGCAGCAAGGGCAAGCAGCUAUUGAUGCGUUAAACGUUUUCCAUCAUGUUUCUUAUGAAGGCGCCGUGGACUUGGAUGCUAUCACCGAUGUGGUUGAAAAAACAGCAACUAUUGGCAUCAUUAACAACUUUGGUCAGACACCACGUCAACUGUUCAGAAAACCGCAUCCUGCCAGGGCUCCUGUGGUCAAUGAUCCAGCCACGUUGGGCCAUUAUCCAUUCCCUGAACAUUACGAUAAACUAAUACAAUCUAUUAUACCUAUACGCGUGUUUGUUCCACCUGAUGGCGGACGUUAUAUCGAAUGGGGUUUCUCGGACAACAGCCUGCGAUUGUUCUCGACUGAUACAGGAAAGGUAACUUUCUCUCGCGAUACCUACUUUAUUGGUAUGGUAUACUCAUUUCAUCGUAAUAGUUGUUGA